GCACGUGUGUCCGCUCGCCGCGGCAGCCGCUGCGUUCGCCGGUUCUGGCCACGGUCACCUGAGACCAGGCGGCCCCUAGCGCUAAGCCGCCCGCGGCUCCGAGAGGCCCUCCUCUCGCCUGCCUGAGCUCCGGCCUUGGCCGGCCUGGGAGCCUCGCAGUUGGCCGCACCGGCCUUUUCCGCGCCGGUGACUGGCCUUAUUCGAAGGAGGAUUUCGGUGGACGUUAGGGGACCGAGAGGGGCUCCUGUGAGAGACCGAAGUUUCCGUCCCCACAGGCCUGUCCUCGCUGAAAAGAGAUUGCGUCAGAGCCCCCGCACCCCAGAAACGAGUCAGGCCUUCAGGCGUCUCGGGCAGCCGAAAUCUCUGCCGAGAGGCGACAGACACAUCCUACCGGAGAGCUCCUACUGCUCUAACUAGAGCGUUAGGGCAAAAAUCGCAAAGCCUGGGGAAACGGGCACAUCUUAGAGCUGCUGGGGCCAGUGGGAGUUUCUUACCCUCAUGGGUUUGCGGGGGAGGCUUGGCCUGUUUGGUCCCAAGCCUAGUGGAGAGAUGCGAGGGAGGUGCAGCUUGGAAAGACAGGAAAGGCACCCCAGGAGAGGGUGUGUGAAGGUAGCAGGAGCUGAUUAACUUUUUUCCUACAGUCUUGCUGGACUGUUUAGUCUAUGUCCUGCAAGGUGGACUUGAUUUUCAUGGUUUUUUCGCUUUCUCUAACUCUACUUUAACAGGAAUCUAUCCUUCUUGAGAGGAGGAAAUGACCAAGUUCCAGGAACCAGUAACCUUCAAGGAUUCUCUGGAUUUCACCGAGGACGAGUAGGGUUGCUGGACCCUGCUCAGAGGAAGCUGCACACAGCUGUGAUGCUGGAAAACUACAGUCACUUGGUCUCAGAGACUUGAAUGAAAAUUCUGUGGAGAAUCAACAGAAAGGACUUAGGUUAUCUCUUACCUGAAUAGCUUUCCUCCUGGCAAAUAUUGGAAGAGAUGUCCAGUACAAUAACUGGGAGUCAGGAUUAAAUUGUGAAUCUUCAGUGUACAGGAACCCUGAACUAGAUGUUCCCCCUUGUCAAAAGUGGGGAGAAGCAUCUUCUCAUAUUUCCAAAAACAAAAGCAGUUUGGUGACUCUUCAGAGUGAUGAUUUAAAAAACAUGGAAAGUGAAGAAUAUUUGUCUUUGAAAGUCCCAAGCCAAAUGGCCACACAGGACUCAGUGACGUUCUGUAAGAAUGAGCCCCAAGAUCCUCAGGAAAGCAAAAUUCUGUUUGUAACUGAAGAAAGCACUGAGAGGAAAAUCUCAGAGAGCAAAAGUCCUCCCAUCGACCAUUGUUCAGAGAACCUUCAAAAUAAACUUGUGUCUGAUGUAAAAGAAGUGGUCUCGCCCUCAUUCAGAGGUGAGACAAUAUGCCAGAUUGGCCAGUCGAAAGAAUCCUUGGAUCCCUUUGACUGUAAACACAAGGACAUUUGUGGUUGGAAGUCAUGGGUGAUCAGUUGUAGUCAUCAGAGAGCUCAUGCAGAGGAGAAGCCCUGCACCCAUUAUGACUGUGGGAAAAUACGUACCACCAGCCCAGGUGGUCACCCGGGUGAGAAAAUCCACACUGCUGAGAAACUAUACAGAUGUAGUCAGUGUGGUAGGGACUUCAGUGAGCGCUCAGAGCUAGUCCUUCAUCAGAGGGACCACACAGAAGAAAAGCCCUACAGAUGUGAUCAGUGCGGGAAGGGCUUCACGAGAAGCUCAAGUCUCCUUAUCCACCGCGAAGUCCAUGCAGAUGAGAAGCCUUAUAAAUGCGACAAGUGUGGGAAGGGCUUCACGAGGAGUUCAAGUCUGCUCAUUCAUCACUCAGUCCACACAGGCGAGAAGCCUUACAAAUGUGACAAGUGCGGGAAGGGCUUUACUCAGAGCUCCAAACUGCACAUCCACCAGCGAGUGCACACUGGAGAGAAGCCCUAUGAGUGCGGGGAGUGUGGUAUGAGCUUCAGUCAGCGCUCCAACCUGCACAUCCACCAGCGCAUCCAUACGGGGGAGAGGCCCUACAAGUGUGGAGAGUGUGGGAAGGGCUUCAGUCAGAGUUCAAACCUUCACAUCCACCGAUGCUCACACACGGGGGAGAAGCCUUACCAGUGCUAUGAGUGUGGGAAGGGCUUCAGCCAGAGCUCAGACCUCCGCAUCCACCUCAGAGUCCACACUGGGGAGAAGCCCUAUCACUGUGGCAAGUGCGGGAAGGGAUUCAGCCAGAGCUCCAAACUCCUCAUCCACCAGAGAGUCCACACUGGAGAGAAGCCCUACGAGUGCAGCAAGUGUGGGAAGGGCUUCAGCCAGAGCUCCAACCUCCAUAUCCACCAGCGGGUCCACAGGAAAGAUCCCCAUUAAAUGAGGUCUUCAAUCGCAUGCUUGUACUCUGAAGACUUAAAUAUUUUUAACAUCACUCCUAGUUUUAUAUUCUCAGGAUAUAGUAAGAGUUAUUCAGAUAACUUCCCUCACUGGAAAAUCAUUUAAAGUAUUUAACUACCAAGCACUUUGUUAUGCUACACAGUGAAUUGAUUGCCCUUGUUCCUCAGAUGGGUAGAGUGAAAAUGUCUAUACUGUGCUGUUCAGUCAGUGUUACUAGAACUACAUACCCUACCCAGCAUUUUUAAGUGCAAGAACCUUAUAUUUCUCCAAGCAGAACAUGUUUCCUUUGUUCACAUUCUCUGAGAAAUUGGAACUUUGGCUUCUCUUCAAAUCACGUGCCUUGUGUUUUCCUAUUUCCUUCCAGCCCUGAGUAGCCCUCUCCAAAUUCUGGUUAUACAAUAUGUUAGUUUUAGGUUGAGGGGGUGGUUGGAGGUAUAGUGGGCAUGGAAAUCUGUUAUUGCACACACGUACUACAGCCUGUGGCCUCACAAGAACGUGGAGAAGAGCUACUCGUGCAGUACACCCCACACACUACAGGAUGUGGGACCCCUCCCCCUCCUCCCCACAAGGCAACUGCUCAAGAACAUAAGUAGUUCUUUUUCCUGGGUGCAGCUAGUCUGUUGGGGUGCUUCCAGGUCUUGCCAUCUCAGAUGACACCCCCACCAAAUUAAAGCCAAGUAGGGUACCUACACCAUGUUGAAACAUGUUAAAUGAAGUUGAAAUAUAUUUAAAUGUAUUUAAUUUGUCUCUCAACACUGAACCUCUCUUAUUUCCUUAAAUUUCUUCACCAUCCAUGUUCUGAACCAAACAAAGGAGUCAGGAGAGGGAGUUCUGAUAUUUUUCUCUUCAGACUCAACUUGUUUUAAUAUUUCAUAUACCCCCAAAAAGUCAUUUGUAUUUGCAGCAUCAUUAUUGAACCAGACUUGGGUCUGCUUGCCCAUGCACAAUAAAGCCAAUCUACUUACACUGGGUUGUGAAGGAAGUGCACCAUUUAUUGUAGGGCACCAAACAAGGGGUCCAAGCAGCUAGUGCUCAAAAGGCCUAAACUCCCUGAUGGCUUUCAGGGAAAGAGUUUAAAAGGGUGAGGAAGGGGGGACUGGGGUGCAUGAUCAGCUCGUGGACAUUCUUCUGAUUGGUUGGUGGUGAGUUAAUCGAGAGUCAACAUUGUCAAUCUUCUGUUUCCAUCCUUUCUGGGGUCUAAUUGCUUGUGGGCAGCAUACAGUUAACUUCUUCCACCUGGUGGCAGAUUCAGUAUCUGCAAAACAGCUCAAAGGACGUUGCUCAGAAUAUUAUCUAUAGCCCUUCAGGAGGAACUAUAGGUCCUUGACUUUAUUUAAUGGCUAAACUAUUGUUAUUUUGUCUUGCUUGACUGUUUUCCUUUCUUUCUGCAUUUUCUCACUUCUCUGAUUAAAUUUACUCUUUGG
Messenger RNA from Lagenorhynchus albirostris (white-beaked dolphin), 3805 nucleotides. RefSeq names its product zinc finger protein 239 (gene ZNF239). Gene Ontology annotation, molecular function: RNA polymerase II cis-regulatory region sequence-specific DNA binding; DNA-binding transcription factor activity. Bases 1143 to 2360 code for a protein of 405 amino acids. The transcript is spliced from 3 exons. Gene Ontology annotation, biological process: regulation of transcription by RNA polymerase II. The record is from RefSeq and is a predicted model, not a curated record. Lineage: Eukaryota; Metazoa; Chordata; Mammalia; Artiodactyla; Delphinidae.